GCGCGGACGCGGACGCGUCGACGGACGACGCGUGGGCGGACGCGCGCGCGCGGCGGCGGCGCCGUCGACGCCGUGCGUGAAAGGAAGCGCGGCGCUCACGCGAGAGGCGUGCGUGGCGUACGUGCGAGAGGGAUGUAAACCGAGGGAGAUGUUUCGGAUCGGGACGGAGCACGAAAAGCUCGGGUUCGACGCGGCGACGCUGAGACGGAUGGAUUACCCCGUCGUUCGACACGUUCUCACGUCGCUCGUCGAUCGAUACGGGUGGGCGCCGAUUUAUGAGGGGGAGAACAUCAUCGGGUGCACGAAGGAUAAGCAGAGCGUCACCUUGGAGCCGGGCGGACAGUUCGAGCUCUCGGGCGCGCCGCUCGAAAACCUGCGGCAGACGGAUGAGGAGAUUCGAUGGCACAUCGAAACCGUGACCGCGCUCGCGAAGGAAAAGGGGCAUCAAUUUAUGGGUAUCGGGUUCGAUCCGCAGUGGAGCGUCGCGGAGACGCCGAUGAUGCCCAAGGGUCGGUAUAAGAUUAUGCGCGCGUACAUGCCGAAGAAGGGCACCCGAGGAUUGGACAUGAUGUUCCGCACGUGCACCAUUCAGGUGAACCUCGAUUUCGAGGACGAGAGGGACAUGAUUCGUAAGUUUCGAACGUCAUUGGCGCUUCAACCGCUCGCGACGGCGCUCUUCGCCAACUCUGGCAUCGUGGACGGCGAGGACACCGGGUACGAGUCCAUGCGCUCAGACGUGUGGAGAGACACGGAUGACGAUCGCACGGGAACGCUCUCGUGGGUCUUCGACGAUGAUUUCGGGUUUGAAAAGUACUGCGAUUACGUCAUGAACGUCCCCAUGUACUUCGUGUACAGAAAUGGUACCUACGUCGACGUCUCUGGGGAAUCGUGGCUCGACUUCAUGGAAGGGAAGCUCCCGCAACUUCCGGGCGACACGCCGUGCCUCGCCGACUGGGAGCAACACCUCACGACGGUGUUCCCGGAGGUUCGAUUGAAGAGAUACUUGGAGAUGCGCGGUGCCGAUGGCGGCUCUUUCGAGGCCAUCAUGGCACUUCCCGCUCUCUGGGUUGGCUUGUUGUAUUCCGAAAAGGCGCUCACCGCGGCGGAAAAGCUGGUGAGCGACUGGUCCAAGGAGGAACGCGAGACGCUUCGCGUCGCCGUCACCAAGGAUGGACUCUCGGCCAAGUUCAGGAAUGGCACCGCCCGAGACAUCGCGCGCGAUAUGGUUCGGCUCGCCGUGGACGGCUUGAAGGAGCGUGGGUUGGGAGAAGAGGUGUACCUCGAGUACCUUCAACAAAUGGUUGACGGCGGCGCCACCGCCUCGUCUCGAACGCGCGCGCUCUUCACGAACGAGUGGAAGGGAGAUCUCGCCAAGGUGUACGAGUACGCCUCGUACCCUGAUGUCCUUCCCAAGUUUUAG
Molecule: messenger RNA, 1420 nt
Organism: Ostreococcus tauri
Lineage: Eukaryota; Viridiplantae; Chlorophyta; Mamiellophyceae; Mamiellales; Bathycoccaceae
Product: Glutamate--cysteine ligase, plant
Exons: 2
Biological process (GO): modified amino acid biosynthetic process; glutathione biosynthetic process
Molecular function (GO): glutamate-cysteine ligase activity
Source: RefSeq, a predicted model, not a curated record